AUGAAAGUACCUGCCCUGGUUCCCCAUGUAUUCACAACGAAACCAUCAUGGUGGAAGCGAUUUUCAAAAAAUGUUCAUACCAAACCCAACAAUCCAAAUCAACAUGAUUGGAGAACUCUAUCGCCUAACCAGCCCCCGCUUCCAAAACUUGCCACCCCAAAUACCACCCCAAAUACCACCACAAAUACCAAUAGACGUCUUUCAAAAGGAUUCUUUUCAAAUGAUAUUCAAUAUCACACAUUUGACCCAAUAUCUUUAUCUUUAUCCUCAACCUCGUCCUCAAAUUCAACUUCUUUUCAGCAAACACCAACCAAUACAUACGUUAUCCGCAGAUUAUAUCCCAUCCUAGAAGCAGACGAAGAAUUCAUGAGUACAUCAAUAGAAUCAUCAUCAAUAUCAUUACCACCACCACUUCCACUUCACAGCGAAACAAUAGAUAACCAACUCACAAAAAUCUUACAAGCUUCACCACCUUUGGACUCCCAAACUUCCUCUCCUCUAUCACCUUCACCUUCAUCUUCACCUCGGUCCUUAUCCCCACAACCGCCAAUUCAGCUAAUUCAGUCAAUUCAGUCAAUUCAGUCAGUUUCACCCCUUUCUCCACCCCAACCCCCACCUCACCACAAUAUUCCAUUGUCAAUCUCAUCAGCCUCCUCACUCUCGAGUUCGUCAUACAGUCCACCUGUCCAAUGGCCAACUCAGCAGAAAUGCGAACCCCAAUUUAAUCCGUCGUCUGUAAACAACGAAGACCAAUGCAAACGCAAGUUUGUCAAGAUGAUCCAGGCAGCCUACGAAUACCACGAAACCAACCAUCAGCCUCCAACCGAAAUAGAAAUCAUAUUCAAUUCCAAGGACGAUGUGAACCACAUCCGGCUAUUCCACUAUAUCAACGGCCAAAAGGCGGAUUUUCAUGUGUUUUGUGGGUAUGGUUUGUAUUCUGACAGGAACCCACAGUACAUCCCUCCCGAAGCAUCCUUGGGUGCCACCUAUCGAAACGGACUGGCGGAUGUUUGGGUGCUCGGCAUCUCCCUUUACCGAAUGCUCGUGGGUAAAUAUCCAUUUACAGCCACAACCGAUCGUAAAUUAUUCAAGAAGAUGCUUCAAGGGGACUUUAGUAUACCAACCCAUUUAUCUCAAGACGUAAAAGAUCUACUGCGGCGCAUGCUGGCACCCGAUGCCACUCGGGCCUCACUAGACUUGGUUGUGUUCCACCCAUGGCUUAAACCCUACAGUGUUGUCGUACCAGACCUUCCGGUUGAAUCCCCGUCUCGCUUUGCAGCCGUAAAGCCAUCAUCAUCAUCAUUAUCAACAGCACCACCAGCAGCAGUAAUAGCAGCAGCAGGAGUAUCAUCAGCAUCAGCAUCAGCAUCAGCAUCAGCAUCAGCAUCAGCAUCAGCAUCAGCAUCAGCAUCAGCAUCAGCAUCAACAGCAGCAUCACCACAAUCAAAAUCAAAAUCAAAACUAAAAUUAAAACCAUCAACAUCAACACCAACAUCAACGGCAACACCACGACAUAUCCAAACCUCAAACUCACCAUCAUCAACCUCAUCAUCAACCUCAAAUCCUAAUAAAGCAAAGAGUAAGAACAAAAAUAAGAAGAAAAAGAAGCCCAAACGCCUCCUGCGGAAAUUUCUCCUUCUUGUCCUACAAGGUCCUUGUCCACCACCAAAGCAGCCCUAUCGUGAUCUUGCGAAUUUUGGGAGAAUGCCGACCGAAAACAACGGAUUGAACCAAACGAACACUAAACUAACACUAAACUAA
Phycomyces blakesleeanus NRRL 1555(-) is the source of this 1761-nucleotide messenger RNA. RefSeq lists its product as hypothetical. NCBI's taxonomy places the organism in Eukaryota, Fungi, Mucoromycota, Mucoromycetes, Mucorales, Phycomycetaceae. Bases 1 to 1761 code for a protein of 586 amino acids. Gene Ontology annotation, biological process: positive regulation of proteasomal ubiquitin-dependent protein catabolic process; protein phosphorylation; regulation of MAP kinase activity. Gene Ontology annotation, molecular function: mitogen-activated protein kinase kinase binding; protein kinase activity; ATP binding. Gene Ontology annotation, cellular component: nucleus. The record is from RefSeq and is a predicted model, not a curated record. The transcript has 5 exons.